GAUUGUCGCGCCGCCAACCGGGACCACGUAGGAGUACACGUUACUUUUUUUUGUGUCUAUUUUGACUAAUUAUGCAUCGAAUUGAAGCUCUGAAAUGAAGGGAAAUGAAUGGACACCAGAGGUAUAAUUUUCGUCGGGUCUGUCUGGCGAAGAAAUGCACACUGAAGGGCGUUUACCAUGUUUUUUCCAGUGUGUUUUCACUAACAGGUAGUGAGCUUCAACGGUCAGUCAGUGUAGCUCUAAAAGGAGACUGAAUAUCCCGCUUUGUAAUCUCUUUGACAGCCUUUUUUAACUCCUCUUCGGAUCCACCGAGGCUUUCAAGAAACACAACAACCCCCCACCUCUCUCUCUCUCCCAGAAAUAUGGACAAUGUGUUGUCUUUUCGGAGUAGUUUUCUGAAUUUGUAACAGAUUUCCGCCACUGACAUGAAGAAGGAGGACGGUGUGGAUUAGGAUCUUUUUCCUUUUUCUUUUUCUUUUUUUUUUUGUUUUUUUUGUUUUUGUUUGGGGCUUCACCCUCCUCACCUCAAUGUGGGCUCUAAAGGACUUCUUCCUCUUCAGCGGUUUGAAAUGAAAUGAUGGCAGCACGUUGGAGUGAUUCACCACAGGACAAUGAAGAGAGUAAACACAGAGCCAUAACUCCGUCUUGCGAGGCCAAGCAGAAGGAUGGGCGCGAUCAGAGCGAGGCGUCGGCUACGGCUUCUCCGGGGGCAGAGGAGGAGCCUUUCUCCUGGCCGGGGCCCAAAACGCUCCACCUGCGCCGGACCUCUCAGGGCUUCGGCUUCACGCUACGACACUUCAUCGUCUACCCGCCCGAGUCUGCCGUCCACAACUCUCUGAAGGAUGAAGAGAACGGCAGCCGAGGGAGACAGAGGAACCGUCUGGAGCCAAUGGACACCAUUUUCGUCAAGCAAGUGAAGGAGGGAGGCCCCGCCCACGGAGCUGGACUCUGUACAGGGGAUCGGAUAGUGAAGGUCAACGGAGAGAGCAUCAUCGGAAAGACCUACUCGCAGGUCAUAGCCUUGAUCCAAAACAGUGAUGCCUCACUGGAACUCUGUGUGAUGCCAAAGGAUGAGGACAUUUUGCAGCUGGCGUAUUCCCAGGAUGCAUACCUCAAAGGAAAUGAGGCAUACAGCGGAAAUGCCCAGAACAUCCCAGAGCCCCCUCCCAUAUGCUACCCUCGGAUAGAAGUCAAGGCCGCGGGCAUGGCCCAGGCAUCAGAGCCCGCCACAGUCAGUGAGACCCCCCGAGGGCCGGCUCAGGGACCAGGAAGACGUGGGGGGGCGACAGAAAAGAGCUACCGGGUGGAAAUCCCUGUUCCACCGUCUCCUCCACCCCAACAGACGUCAAAGUCUCAGACAGUGGUGUGCGUCUGUAAUGACAAUGUGAGGACAGUAGCCAUGCCCCCUGAUCCAGUUGACAGGGGGUCCCGCUUGGCUCGGGCUGGCCCCAGCCACAGGACAGAGGAGAACCGGCACAGUCCUCAAGCGGACCCAGGAUCAGCUAGACCCAGACCCCUUAUUCCCUCAGUACCUGGGGGCGCACAGUUGCAGUAUCCCUCUUCCCGCACCACAGAGACCCCUGUGUACUCCCCUUCCUCAACUUCUAGACCCGGCCCGAUCUAUCCCGACACCUUAACCCCACCUGUACGGACACCUCUCACUCCUGCCUCACCGGACACAUUCUCUACUGCCGUCUCCCCCAACGCCAACCACUACUCACCCUCCCCGACAGCCCCCUCCACCUCUCCACACCAGAACAUUGACUGGAGAAACUACACCACCUAUAAGGACUACAUAGACGCCAAGAGGCUGCACACUUACGGCUGCCGCACCAUCCAGGAGCGCUUGGACAGCUUGCGUGCCGCCGCCAGUUCCAGUUCUGCCUACACCCAGCAACGUACAACGCCUCCUCCUAGUACCAGUCAGAGAGGGGUGCUGGGUUCUCAGGUCAGACGGAGGAGCUCCUCCAAUGACCGUGGGGUGGAUGCGCUUAGCCAGGAUAUUGCCGUGAUAACUCCGUUACGAAGUGCCUCUCAGGAGAGGCUCGGAGGUGGGGCGGAGAGGACGAUACCAACCAGGAACUGGCCUCGGAGCGCUUCCCAGGAUGCUCUGCCUUUCUCCACCCCAACAGGGAUCGCCAAACCUCGGGCGCGGUCUUGCGACUACCUGGGCCACCAUCCUGGAGAGCUGGGUGGUGUCGUCCCUGGAGACAGGGUAGGGUUGGAAGACAGCCUGAUGCUGUGCCGGGGAGAGGAAGCUAGAGCCAGCAGGCAGGGAUCAGGCCUGAGAGCUUUACCUCAUCUGAACAGGAGUCUCACUGGACAGGGGGAAGAAGGGCGAGGAAUGUCUAACUCACCUUUAGCUGCUCCUGUGUUUACUAAAGGUACGACAGAUUCUGCACAACCAUUAAGGACAGAUGGUGUCAUUGUGAGACCCUCACGUCUGCCCGUCAAAAACUCCAUCUCAGACCCCUCACCUGCCUUAUCCACCACUAAAACCACAGACCCUCUUAAAGACCAAAGAGCUAACAUCAUCGGCAACCACCUGGGCUACGCCUCUCCUCUGCAUCUGCAGCUCAGGGGCAGAGCUGACAGUCUGAAAAUGGAGAGCAGGUCGGAGGCUGGGUUGGCAGCCAGGUCCUCUUCUUGCUCUGGCCCCUCCUCUAAACUGCCCGUGCAGAGACAACUACAAAGCGGAGUUGCUCCCUCUCCUUCUGGUUCCUCCACCACUAACGGAGCUACGACCCAAAAGCCAAAAGUCAAAGAAACCUCCAUUUCCGCCAACACCCCAGUACGGACUAAUGGGGGUCAUGCAGACGGCGUAGAAGGACCUGAUGCAACAGUAGUGGUCCUAAGAAGGGAUAAAAACUCUGCAUCCCUUCACGUUCGCCCUCCGUCAUAUGUUCUAGCCGUCAAUGACAACCAAGGAGGAGUGACUCAUAUGUCACCACCAUUGGUGAAGGCAGGCUCCGCAGACGGAGCGAUGUGCUGGAUAUCGAAUGACAGCUGUAGGGACGUGCAUCUAAAGAGGCUGGGAGACACACGGCAAAAAUCUGGCUCCGACAACUUGGAUGACUCCCUGGAUUCCAUCCCCUUCAUAGAUGAACCAUCUAGUCCCGGUACUGACCAGGAGAGCGCACACAUUCCUGCCUCAGCUGUGAUAUCUGGAGCACCCAUCAUCACCACCAGCCCACCCAGCCCCCCUUCUCCGUCCCCUCUCAUCCGACGCCAGCUGUCUCAUGACCAAGAUUCUCUCCGUCUCACAAUUGUUGAGUCAGAUUCUGGUACUAAAACUGAGCGGUCCAAGUCCUACGACGAAGGUCUGGAUAACUACCGGGAAGAAAGCAGAGGGAGGUCCUUAAUACCUGGUCUGAAAAGUCUCCAGAAGGCUGUUGACAGGUCGUCAGAAGAUUCAGGGUCCAGGAGAGAUUCUUCAUCGGAUGUCUUCUGUGACGCCACCAAGGAAGGUUUGCUGCAUUUCAAGCAGCUUAACACAGACAAGGGCAAGCGCGUCGGAGGCGGUAUGCGCCCCUGGAAACAGAUGUACGCCGUGUUGCGAGGCCACUACCUCUGCCUGUAUAAAGACAAAAAGGAGGGGCAGGCUCACGCCAACUGUCAAGCGGUAGACGAACCCCUGCCAAUCAGCAUCAAGGCCUGUCUGAUCGACAUCUCCUACAGCGACACCAAGCGAAAGAACGUGCUGCGGCUCACGACGUCGGACUGCGAGUAUCUGUUCCAGGCUGAGGACCGAGAGGACAUGCUAGCCUGGAUCAGAGUCAUACAGGAGAACAGCAACCUGGAUGAGGAGAACGCGGCCUUUACCAGCCAUGACCUCAUCAGCCGGAAGAUCAAGGAGUACAACACCUUGAUGAGCCCGACAGGCAGCAAGACAGAGCCGUCACCCAAACCGUCACGCCAGUCGCUGAGCAUCAGACAGACGCUGCUGGGAGGUAAAGGAGAGACCAAAGCACAGAGUCCACACUCCCCCAAACCGGAGCAGGAGAGAAAGAACAUGCACAAAGAUGACACCAGCCCUCCCAAGGAUAAAGGGACGUGGAGGAAGGGCAUCCCGGGGCUGAUGAGGAAACCUUUCGAGAAGAAGCCGUCUCCUGGAGUCACGUUCGGAGUGAGACUGGAUGACUGUCCUCCCGCACAGACUAACAAGUUCGUGCCUCUGAUCGUGGAGGUUUGUUGUAAGCUGGUGGAGGACAGAGGGUUGGAGUACACAGGCAUCUACAGAGUCCCUGGAAACAACGCAGCCAUCUCCAACAUGCAGGAGGAGCUCAAUAACAAGGGCAUGAAUGACAUCGAUAUCCAGGACGAUAAAUGGAGGGAUCUCAACGUGAUCAGCAGUUUACUUAAAUCCUUCUUCAGAAAGCUUCCAGAGCCGUUGUUCACAAACGAUAAGUACACAGACUUCAUAGAGGCCAACAGAAUAGAGGACCCAGUGGAGAGACUCAAAGUGCUCAAGAGGCUGCUUCAUGAGUUACCUGAUCAUCAUUAUGAAACCCUCAAGUUCCUCUCAGCUCAUCUAAAAACUGUCGCUGAAAACUCAGAGAAGAAUAAGAUGGAACCGAGGAACCUGGCCAUCGUGUUUGGUCCCACUCUGGUGCGCACCACAGAGGACAACAUGACCCAUAUGGUGACUCACAUGCCAGACCAGUACAAGAUAGUAGAGACCCUCAUUCAAAAUUAUGACUGGUUUUUCACUGAAGAUGGAAACGGAGAUCCAGUGACCGUGUCCCAUGAGGAGAGCGCAGUGGAGUCUCAGCCUGUCCCCAACAUCGACCACCUGCUCACCAACAUCGGUCGCACAGGCACAUCGCAGGGUGAAGUAUCAGAUUCACCGACUAGUGACUCAGCUAAGUCAAAGGGUUCCUGGGGCUCAGGGAAGGACCAGUGCAGCAGAGAGCUCCUGGUCUCCUCAAUCUUUGCUGCAGCCAGCCGCAAAAGAAAGAAGUCAAAGGAGAAGCCGCAGCCUAGCAGUUCAGAUGACGAUCUGGAUGCAGUUUUCCCCAAGAAGGAAAUCCCUGGCCAGAAGCCGAACCACCACAGCCUCCAGACCGAGACGCAGAGCGAGACUCGCCCUAGCCCCAACACGAAACCCAACGCCAAGCAACAAGUACGGGCGGAGGAGAGGAAAGAGAACGGGAGAACUGUGGAGCUGACACCUAAAGCCAAGAGAGAGCAUCGAAACUCCUCGUUCCUGAAGGAGAAGACUCCACCCAGACACCCCUCACCUUCCCCCUCCCCGUCCCCAAAAAUCUCCGGCUCUCCCAACAUCAGCUACCAAACAGUCGCCGGAGGGAAAUCCUCCAUGUCGGAUCCCCCGUCCCAGCUGGAUGAAAACACCUCCGACCUCGGGACCAUGAGCUCCGGAGCGUCGGUGCAGCGGUCACGGCCGAAAAAGUGGACCGGAGGAACGUCCCCCGACCUGCCAGCGGGAGCGUGCACCGGGUUGGGAGCAGGUGCGGGAGCUUCGGCCGGCGCGGAGGUGAGCUCCAUCACCUCGGACUACUCCACCACUUCUUCCAUCACGUUCUUGACCGGAGCGGAGUCGAGUGCGCUCAGCCCGGAGCUGCAGGGUGGGGAGGAGGCGGACGACGAACGCAGCGAGCUCAUCAGCGAAGGACGACCCAUGGAGACAGACAGCGAGAACGACUUCCCGGUUUUCGCUCCGGGAGGCGGCAACAGCCAGUCCACGCCCUGCCCAGAGCAGAGUCAGGAAAAGACUGAAGUAAAAGGUGGAGCAGCCGAGGGGAGCACCACACCGAAACUGGAAGCACGGCGCCUUUUCCCCUCGCACAAAAUGAUCGAGUGCGACACCCUCUCCAGACGGUGGUCCCUAAGACAGAAAACCGACAGUGAAUCAUCGGUGGAAGGUGUUGCGGGCAGUGGAGAGCGCAGUGAGGGUAGGGCGGAGUCUUCCACGCGGCUGUCCCGAGUCCUGGAGGUGAUGAAGAAGGGGCGGUCCACCAGCAGCCUCAGCUCGUCUUCACGCAGCGAGUCGGAGCGUCCCGAACCGGCCUGGCACCUUAAGAUCACCGAGCGGCUCAAGUUCAGGUUACGCACGUCCGCCGACGACAUGUUCACCCAGAAGACCCGCACUCCUGACGCUCGCGGCAAGAAGAAGAACAUCCGGCGGAGGCACACCAUGGGCGGCCAGAGAGACUUCGCAGAGCUGGCGGUCAUCAACGACUGGAGGGAGCAGGGCGGAGUGGACCAGGCCGCCGAACUGUCGGCCCUGGACCGACUCAAGCCCAAAUGCUCCUCUCAGGACUUAUCCAUCCGGGACUGGAUCACCAGAGAGCGGUGCAGGGGCGGGGGCUCGGAGUCCAGCGUCGAGGUGGUCGCGCCCAAAGCCGUCCCCGAGGACGACAACACAGAAGCCCAGACGGACGUAGCUCCCGAAAGACCGCCUCCUCCCGCGUCUCCGGGCGCACAGCCGCUAACGGGGGAGCACGUUAACGGUAGCGGGCUGGCAAACAAAAGCAAAGCCUCCAUCGGGGCAGCAGACGCGCACCCACACAAACUCUCUGGAGCACAAGUCGUCCGCUCACGGUUCUACCAGUAUCUGUGAAACGGCAAGAGCGGUCUUGUCUAGUGUGUCUGCGAAAGAGGGGGAGGGGUUUAAAAAAAAAAAACAUGAGAGAAUGAAUGCGUAAUUGUACGAAUGUGGGUAUUUUAGCUAAGGUUACUGCACAAUAUUUUUUCUACAAAGUAUACUUUAUGUAUCUACUGUACAUACUGUGUAUAGGCUCACAACAUGAUUGUUACUGGAAUAAUGCUGAAGAGAUGUUUUAUGUAAUUCCACUGACUCGUUGGCCGUACUGGAACAGACACGGAAAGAACACGGGACUUCCUCCUUUAACGCAAGAAUGUGACUUCGCUGUCGAUAUGUGACGAUGUUAAUAGGACAGACAUGAACUCUGUGGAAUGUUUUACAGCACUAAUGAAUUGACUAUUACUGAAGAAUCCGUUAGCGACUCUGCAGGAGGAAGCCUUUUUUUUUUUUUUUUUUUUUUUUUUAAGGAAUCAUUCAGUUCUUCCUAUUAUAAGCGGUAUGAAGAAUGUAUAACUCUUUUCGUAUUUGGACUAACACUAGUUGCUUGUGACAGUAUCGUCAUUUUCAAAAUAAUAUGUAUGUGUUUUGGGUUUUUUUUUUUGCCUGUACUUGAAGUAUGUUGAUAUAAUCGAGGGCUGCUUUCUGAGCUGGGUGCUGUGGGAAGUUUGUUUUUUGUUUUUGUUUUUUUUGUUUUUUUUUCACAGCACAGUCACAACAGCCAGAUAUUAGCUUGAGGGACUGGAGGAUUAUUAUAGUUUUAUCAAAUAAAGACUGAAAAACAUAAUGAAAUGCUGAUACUAGAGUAUGUAAUGCUUGGUACAGUAGUUUUUAUUUCCAAACUGUGUCCAUUUAUAGUCCAAAAAGUAAGUUUUUACAUAUGUGUGAAUUGUUUUUAUCUCAAAAAAAAAAGUGCCUCUUUUUUUUUUUUUUUUUUUUAAACUGUUUUUACCAACAGUUGUCAAGACAAGAAGGAAAUUUAAAAAAAAAAAUACAUUUUUAGAAGAGCAUAAUCUCACAGGCAUUCCAGAGAUUUUUGUUUUGUUUUCCUUUCUGUUUUUUAGUUUCUCACCACGACAUCAGCAUUGAAAUUUACAUCAAUGUCUGUGUUUCAUUGUAGUUUUACUUCAUUUUUACCCCCCCCCCCCCCCCCCCCCCCUCCCCACAUCUGUAUUUUUCAAGUGCAGUAAAAUGCAUGGGCGCUUAAAACCUGGGAGAAAAAAACUUUGUCUUUGAAACUGCAUGAGACAACGUUUUCUGAACAGUGAACAUCUCGCCUGUGUACAGCAGAUCAUGGGUGCAAUGCCCUCCCUCAACAAACACUGGAAAUAAAUAAUCUUUAUUA
This is a messenger RNA of Thunnus maccoyii (southern bluefin tuna), 7907 nucleotides long. Its product is annotated as rho GTPase-activating protein 21. Gene Ontology annotation, molecular function: protein binding; phospholipid binding. The coding region runs from base 575 to 6580 and encodes 2001 amino acids. Lineage: Eukaryota; Metazoa; Chordata; Actinopteri; Scombriformes; Scombridae. Gene Ontology annotation, biological process: signal transduction. The record is from RefSeq and is a predicted model, not a curated record. The transcript has 25 exons.